ACAACAACCUGCACACACACCGGCCCUUUCUAGAUAAGAUUGGGCCAAGGGUUAGCAAGAGCGUUAACUCCGCGAGACUUUUAUCACCAAUCAAAAUGCAGCCUGUUGGUCACAUGACCAUUCAAACGCUGUUGUCCCAUAAUUUGAAAAUGAAAGCUUUUACCAUGUCGUAAGUUUACCUAAUGUAGGGUACUUUUGAUUGUUGAUUCGCUUGUCUAUUGAUCAAAGGCAAAAAUAAAAAACGUUACUCGCUAGCUAGCAAGCUACGUGAACUAACCUGAAAAGGGCGAAUUGUUUCUCCCAAUUAGCUAGCUAGCUAACUUUUCUUGCUGAUAGGCUCUACGAGUUGGAUAGCUGGCUCGCUAUUUUAAGAAGCACUGUGCCUUUCAUACACGUUUCAGGGCCUCAACUGUCUGCCCUUUGACCCAACGACCUUUCCUGGAAAAUCAGCUAUGGCUAAACAUGUCAAAAAUGAUUUUGUCACGUUGAGCGAGGAAAAGUUUGACUUUGAUCUUCCUAUGUCACCGGCAAGCGAGAACGGGGACGCGGAGGAUGAGGACGAGGUGUUCGUGGGCCCGGUGGGGCACAAGGAGAAGUGCAUUUCGGUGGGGCUGGAGAAGCACCGGCCGCAGCCUAGCGGGAGCGGUGGGCCUCUCAGCCUGGAGCUGGGCAGCUGGAGCCCCCUCUCCGGGGACAAGUUCGAGCAGAUCAUCCAGGAGGCCCACCUGCUGGCCCGGCAGAUCGGGGAGAACGGCGGCCAGGAGCCGGUCGCCGUGGAAACGGGGUCCGCGUCCGCCGUCACCGCGUCCGCCCCCGCGAGCGAAAGGCCGGAGCUCUUCGUUGAAGACCCCGAGGCCAAGCUGAGCGCCCUGGGGCGGGUGCCGGGCCCCGUGCCGGGCCCCGCCGUCAGUCCCAUGAAACGAGAGACCUACUGCGUCCAGGACAGCCCCUUAAAGCAGCUCCCGCCCGCCAUCCAGCAGCGCCUCCUGAAGGCCGGAGGACUGAACAGCCCCCGUCCGGCACGGGCCCCCAGCAAGACCGGCAGCCCGCUCCAAGCCCCCCAGCCCCGAGCGGCUCUCAGGGGCAAGAUGGGCCUCUCCGGGGGCCGGGGCCUGCUGCCCAACCGGCCGGCCGUUCCCGGGGUCAACCAGCGCUCCAAGGCCAAGCUGCCCCCUCCGGACACCAGCAGGCUCCAACCUCCAGAUAAGGGCGGAGCCCGGCAGAGGCGCGGCCCCUUGCACCGGCCCCUGAGCAGCGCUGGGUCCUCAGAGGACCUGCUCUCCGACGCCAGCAUGGACUCCCUCAACACCAGCCUGCCCGACAGGAGGCUCCGCCCGGGCCCCAGGAAGACGGGGCAGCCUCCCGCGAUGAAGGCCGGACCCAUGCUCAACCUGCGGACAGCAGACAAGAGGAACCACUCCUCCUCAUCCUCCUCCUCGGUGUCCAGCCUGAACUCCAGCCUGUCUGUGUCUCCCUCAGGAAAAGGUGUGUUCAACACCUCCCUGAGCUCUGUCGCGAGUAGCGCGCGGUUUAAGGCUCCCGUCGGCGUGGGCAGGCCUCCCGGGGCGACGCCGACGACCUCCUCCAAACCCGGGGCCGCCUCCGUACGCUGCAGGGCUGAGGGCGAAGAGGCGAAGAGGCCCCCGGAGACCGCCAUGUCCAACCCCGCCAAGAAGCGCAACCCCGCCCCCCCCAACCUCACGCCCGCCAAGAGACCCGCGCAAAGAGCCGGGUCUGUGCCCAACGUCUCCGCCCUCACCCCCGCCGCCGCCGCCAAGGGCGCCAAGCCCAAGCUCUUCGUCGCCCCGACCCCCAAGGGUCCGGCCGGGGGGCCGCGGAGGUCCGAGGUUCGUUCUCCUGAUAUGUCAAGGAUAAUGAAGCCAAAGAAACCCAUGUCUGUCAGCAGUUCUGAGAGCAUCUUGCCGAAAUCGGGGCUUGCGGCUCCAGAGGGCCUCCAGACCCCCACGGUCGUGGGGAAGUCCGAUUUGGCGCUCCCCAGACGCUCCCUGGCCGUCUCCACCCCGGUCAACAGGCGGGUAUCGGGGAUCCCCACGAUGGCCGCAAAGGGCAAGAGGUUGAGCCAGGCCUUUGAGGGACCGGGCUUGCCGGGGUCCGCCCGGAAGAUCAGCCAGGCAAGCCAGGCCUUGGAGGGACCGGGCUUGCCGGGGUCCGCCCGGAAGAUCAGCCAGGCGAGCCCCGUCCAGCUGAAGGUGAUCCAGCGGCCCGGCGGCCUGGGCCCCAAAGCCUUCCCCAGAGAGGAGGCCUCCUGUGGGGCUACGUUCCAGCCCAGGUCCCUGGCCUUCAGCGUGGAGGAUGAGCCUGGGCUGAGCACCGUCCCCAGCACACCUGAGCCGCACCCCGCUGGUCACUGUGUCCCUGACCAGGGCACGGAGAACCGCGACACCCCUGAAUCCAGCGUAGAGAGGCAGGACGGCCCUGAAUCCAGCUUGGAGAAUCGGAAGACGACUGAAUCCAGCAUAGAGAGGCAGGACGGCCCUGAAUCUAGCUUGGAGAAUCAGAAGACUACUGAAUCCAGUGUAGAGGGGCAGGACGGCCCCGAAUCUAGCUUGGAGAAUCAGAAGACCACUGAAUCCAGUGUAGAGGGGCAGGACGGCCCCGAAUCUAGCUUGGAGAAUCAGAAGACUACUGAAUCCAGUGUAGAGGGGCAGGACGGCCCCGAAUCUAGCUUGGAGAAUCGGAAGACGACUGAAUCCAGUGUAGAGAGUCGGAAGACGACUGAAUCCAGCGUGCAGAGUCAUCAGACUUCUGAAUCCAGCAUGGAGGGUCAUAUGUCUCCUGAAUCCAGCAUGGAGAUCCAGCAUGGAUACUCCCCAGCAUCCUGCACUGAGAAUCGGAACGCCCUGGAAUCCGGCAAAGAGAACGAGAAUUCCAGCUCUCAGCAACCGGGCCGGAGGUCACAGACCGACGCAAUGAAGACUCCGGAAGGCCAGGAGGUUCUGCUGGUGGACGCUCCAGUCCUCGUCUUGAAGCCUGAGGAGAAGCUUCUCAUCGACCUGCUGAACACGCCCGACCUGAUCAAAACCGCGCCCAUGAAGCCCUCCGGGGGACAGUUGAUAGACCUCAGCUCUCCCCUCAUAACCUGGAGUCCUGUUGACAAGACCGAGAACUGCGUGGAUCCUGCUCCCCUCAUCAAUCUGUCGUUUUAGCGUCCCGUUUCCUCAGUCUUCCGUCUGUCCUAUGACCUUAUGUGUGUGGUACUUUUAUGUUGAUUACAAAAUUAAGGGUUAAAGUACUGAUGUCUCCUUGAAAAAUGUGAUUUCUUUUCACAGAAUUUUCUUUUUCUUUUCUUGCUGUACUGUUAUUGGUUGGUUCUGUUAGUCUGUCAUUUUUUAAAUGUCACUGAGAAUGAGAAAUUAAUGUGUAAUAAAGAAGAAAUAAAGGUCUCA
Molecule: messenger RNA, 3407 nt
Organism: Conger conger (European conger)
Lineage: Eukaryota; Metazoa; Chordata; Actinopteri; Anguilliformes; Congridae
Gene: gtse1
Product: G-2 and S-phase expressed 1
Exons: 12
Coding region: 453-3167 (904 amino acids)
Cellular component (GO): cytoplasmic microtubule; microtubule cytoskeleton
Molecular function (GO): microtubule binding
Source: RefSeq, a predicted model, not a curated record